Lodderomyces beijingensis is the source of this 1023-nucleotide messenger RNA. Lineage: Eukaryota; Fungi; Ascomycota; Pichiomycetes; Serinales; Debaryomycetaceae. The record is from the annotation of a GenBank genome assembly.
AUGGACCGAUACUGUAGACUUCCUAAAGCGGUAAUAUGCUGCACGAAUCUGACUGUCGCGCCAACUGAUAUGUGUUGGUUUUUUUCUUUUUUGUUGUUUAUUUUUCCAAGACCGCCACCAGCACCAGCACCAGGAUCAACAAGGGUCAAGAUUCGUGGCAGUAUGAGUGACAGGACGGGUGACAGGAUGAGUUUGCGCGGGUUGAAGGGUUACACAAUUACAGUGUUGGGAGCAGGUGUCAUGGGAACGGCCGUUGUUUCGGCCAUAUUGAACCUGGAAAUUGACCCUUUCCCAAAGAAGAUCAUCUUGUGCACAAACAGCCCUAGCGCGACGCUCCAGGAGACAUUCAAAGGUCACGAGGCCAUUGAGUUUUCCUUUGGAGUAGAGGACAACAACAAGGCUGUCUCACAGGCAGACGUGCUAAUCUUGGGAGUAAAGCCCUACAUGUGCCGACAAGUCUACGAACAAGUGCUGAGUUCCUUGACGGGCCGCCAACUCGUGAUCUCCCUACUUGCAGGCACCACGCUUGGCGAAUUAUCCAUCUUUUCCCCCUACGUCGUCAGGGUCAUGACCAAUACGCCGGCCAAAUACGGAUGCGGCACUGCUGCGAUCUCCUUCUCGUCCGAGGUGACUGCCGAGCAACAGCAGCUCGUCAAGCACUUGAUUGACCCCAUUGGAUUGUCAGUGGUGAUACCGGAAAAGAACAUGGACAUUGCCACCUCUUUGAUAGGAUCGGGUCCGGCCUUCUGCUUGCUCAUGAUGGAGUCGCUCAUUGACGGCGCGGUUCGAAUGGGCAUGCCCUUCGACGUGGCCAGACUCUCGGCUGCAAAAGUGAUGGAGGGAACCGCAAAAAUGCUCUUGGAGUCCGGUGAACAUCCCGCCGCGUUGAAAAGCAAAGUUUGCACCCCGGGCGGCACCACCAUUGGCGGGUUGUUGAAAAUGGAAGAUGGAGCAAUUAGAAGUACAAUCGCGAGAGGUGUUGAAGAAGCCGCCAACAUCUCUGCCUCGUUUGCAAAAAAGUAG